AUGAGCUUUCUCUUCUUCUGCGGCUCGAUCUCCGACGCCGCCGCUGAUAUGGUGUCGAUGUGCGUGCUGUUGCUGUCCCUAUCCCUGGCGGACGGGCUCCGCAUCGCACCCGCGGCGAGCCGUCGCGCGACGCUCGCGACACUGCCGGCCGCCCUCGCAGCGAUGAGCCAGCGCCGGGCAGAGGCAUUCGACCUCCCAUCGCUCCCUGCCGUCUCGGUGCCGCUGCCAUCAGAGUUUGAGGCCUGGGCUGCACGGCCAACCUCGAUCCUGCCCGGGCAGGAUUACAUCAAAAGGCUCAACGCCGAGGCGAACGCCAAGUACUCGUUCAGCGCGAGCGCGCCCGAACCGGCAGCCGUCGAGGACGAGGCGGCGGCACCACCGGCGCCGGUAGGAGAGGGCGCGGCCGCUGCUCCGCUUGCGAGUCAAGCGCCGCCAGCCGAGGAGCCGGCCGAGUGA
This is a messenger RNA of Emiliania huxleyi CCMP1516, 456 nucleotides long. RefSeq lists its product as hypothetical. Lineage: Eukaryota; Haptophyta; Isochrysidales; Noelaerhabdaceae. The record is from RefSeq and is a predicted model, not a curated record. Bases 1 to 456 code for a protein of 151 amino acids. The transcript has a single exon.